CCAUAUACUUGCGCUGUAUGUGUUUUGAUUCAGUGUGCAAGACAUGACGUCAAAAAGGAAAAACACAGAAGUAAUUUCUGCUUUGGCAUCCAAACGUAGUUGCACGGAUGAAGAGAUAGAUUUUAACCCAAAGAAUAAGAAGAGUGUUUGGGGCAUCCUUGAAAGUAUAUCGCUUAGAAACUUUAUGUGUCAUACUCGUUUAUCAAUGAGGUUUUCUGGCGGGGUUAAUUUCAUUGUUGGUCAUAACGGCAGCGGGAAAAGUGCAGUUUUGACAGCAAUUGUCAUCGCUUUGGGUGGGAAAGCGAGCAGUACAAGUCGUGGUACUUCUUUAAAGACGUUAAUUAAAACAGGAACCAGCUCGGCGGUGGUUGAAAUUACUUUGCGAAACAAUGGAGAUGAAUCUGUGAAACCAGAGGUUUAUGGACCGAAAAUCACUGUGGAACGGAGGAUCUCUGCAGAUGGUCAAUCACAAUAUAAAAUUAAAAGUUCAACUGGAAAAGUGGUUUCCACGAAAAAGGAAGACUUAUUGACGAUACUGGAUGAAAUAAACUUACACGUUGAUAACCCAUUGACGUGCUUAAACCAGGAAAUGAGUAAAAACUUUCUGCACUCGAAAAAUGAGUCAGACAAAUAUAAAUUCUUCUUGAAGUCGACCCAGUUGGAUCAAAUGAGCCGCGAUUAUCGGUUUAUUAAACAGCAGCAAAUAACUAUGAAAAGUGUUUUAAAGCAAAAAGAAAAAGCAAUUCCAGAUUUGAAAAAAGAUGUUCUGGAAAAGGAAAGAAGGUUUAAGGAUCUUGCAAGUUUACAGGAACUGAAAGCAAAAGUGGAGGAUUUUAAAGGAGAGCUUGCCUGGGCCCAUGUGGUGCAGUUAGAACAUUCUUUGAAACCAACGAAAAGAGACUUGGAUAAAGAAAAGGCGAGAACUGUGAAGUAUGACGCUGCGCUGAAAAAAUGCGCUGAAAAUGAGACUGGUGCUCAAGCCAAGUUUGAAAGUUUACAAAAGUUGGCAAAGGAAUAUCAGGAACAAAUUAAAUCCAAGGAACCCGGUCGGCAUAAAGCAAAGAAACUGUAUGAUGAGACGAAAGUUAGCUGCAAAGCUGUGGAAAAUAAUUUGGCUAGAGCUGUUCGUUCCAAAAGGGAAGUUGCCAAAGAUAAGCGGGAAAUGGAGAUGAGGAUUCAGGAACUUAAAAACUCCUCUAAAGUUGAUACUGAAGGUAAAAAGCAGGAGAGAGAAGAAAAAUGUGCACAACUGAAUGAAAGAGUGCAGCAGCUGCAAGCGCAGUUGAAGACAGUGAGUCACGAUAUUGAACAAUACAGUCACGCUAUGAAUCAAAGCAGAGAACAGAUUUCAACGCUGAAAUCUGAAGAAGCUAAUCAGCAACAAGAGCAUCGGAAACUAAAACAAACUUUAAAUAACCUGGUUGCUGGGAAAAAGAACAAGUUGCAGCUAUUUGGACCAAAAAUGCCGGAAUUCGUUAAAAGGAUUGAAGAUGCUUUCAUGAAAAAGAAGUUUCGACAUAAACCGAGGGGUCCAAUCGGAAGCUGCCUAACACUGAAGGACCAAUCGCUUGCUGUGCCUGUAGAAGCAGCCAUAAAGUCCUACUUGCAUGCAUUUGUGGUGGAGAAUCAUAAUGAUGAAAAAAUUCUCAUGUCAAUCAGGAAUUCUGUGUUUGCUCCUCAUGAAAGAGCUAGAAUUGCGAUUUACACGAUGAAGUUUUCAAACCAGGUGUACAAUGUUUCCCAUGGUCGGGUAGUUCAUCCUUUGUUCUCAUCUGUUCUCGACCUGCUGGUUAUAAAUGAUCCAGUAGUGGCGAACUGUCUCAUUGAUUUAGGUGGAAUCGAGACAAUAUUGGUGAUCCCCGAGAAUAAAGACGCAUUGUCCACCAUACAACAUUAUGCUCCACCGAAGAACUGCACAAAGGCGUACACAAAGCUUGGUGAUGAGGUUUUCACCGAUCGUUGGUAUUCAAACAGAGAUUCCACCUCUCGCUUCCUGAGAGCAGAUGUUGAAGAGGAAGUUCGGAAAAAUGAAAAUAUGUUGAAGAGCUUAGUAGAAGAGCUGAACGAAAAGAAGAGGCUUGGACAUCAAUUGGAACAAGAUCGAAGCAGGAAUGAACGGGAGUUUAAAUCAAGUCAGCAACGACGUCAUAAAAUUAACGACAAUUUGAAAAAGUUAAAAGUUGAGAUUCGGAAACUAGAAGCAAUUGAAGACCCACAACCAAUAGAUGUUCGUGACUUGGAAGAUGAAGUGAAUAACUAUACACAGCAACUUACUUCACUGGAUUCUGUGAUUGAAGAACACACGCAACAGAGUCAGCAAUACAGUGAGGGCAAGAUGAAAGCAAAGCAAGAAUGCGAUGAAAUUUCAAACCGGAUACGACAAAUCGCGGAAAAAGCUGAAGAACUUAAGGAACAGAUAGACAACGUACUAGCUGAAAUUGACAAAGCAAAAUCAGAGCGAAAACAUUAUGAAGAAGGAAAAGUAAACCAUUUAUCGACCAUUAAAGCCCUGGAAAUGGAGCUUGCUGCUCAGCAGAGUAAAGUUGAAGUUGAAACCAAGAAAGCAAGGAUUAUCUGCAAAGACAGAAUCGAAACACGACGCGCCCCUAACAACAUUGAAAACGAGAUUCGACAAAUUCAUCGAAGGAUUGAAGCUGAAGAAAGCAAGAGGGGUGAUCAUGCUACUGUUGUGAGGGAAUUUAAUGAAGCCAGACAACAGUUUACUGAAAUCAAGCAGAAAAUUAAGUGGUCCAAAAAGUUUUUAGGUGAAAUUGAUAACUACCUUGAUAAAAGGCAGUUUGCUUUUAACCAAAUGAGGUCUCUUAUAUCUAUGAGGUGUACUAUGGAUUUUAAUGUUCUUCUAAACCAAAGGGGGUUCAAGGGGAAAAUGGUUUUCAAGCACGAGGAACAAAUGCUGUAUAUAUCGGUGAAACCACACGAUACAGCUUCAUUAACGGAUGACCUGCGUGCAUUAUCUGGGGGGGAACGCUCUUUCUCAACUGUAUGUUAUAUUCUUGCACUGUGGCAAGCAAUACAGUCACCUAUAAGGUGCUUGGAUGAGUUUGAUGUGUUCAUGGAUAUGGCAAACCGGCGUGUUGCCAUGGACAUGAUGGUAGAAAUGGCACUGCUGCAAAAGAAACGACAAUUCAUAUUUUUGACUCCCCAUGAUAUAAGUGCUUUGCCAAAAUCGCCAGAAAUUCAUGUUUGGAAAAUGGCGGACCCAGACAGAGCUCAAACUACCCUUCCAUUUGAAAGAAAUUAAAAUUAUUCUAAAAUUAUUAUUUGUGCAUUUUGUAAAUAUUUUCAUGUUGAAAGUCACAUUUUCAAUUCAUUGGUUUAAACUUUAAACACUGCCAAUUUAUUUACAAAUCAUUUUAGUCAUAACUACAAUUGCCUACUUUUCAUUUGUUUUUAAUGCAGCAUUUUAUACCAAUUGUAACAAUGUAUAUUUAAUAUCAUAAACAAAUUUGAUCCAACAUUUUUCUCAUACGCAACAGUUGUGUUGGAACAUUACCUAAUACUGCAUAACAUUGUUAUUGUUGAUUUGUGAAUUUUGUAAUUUUUUGAAGGUAAUUGUUAGGUGUUACUAUUAGUUUGUGUAAUUAUGGGCAUCGCUGAAUAGUUAGAAUGUUACUAAGCUAAUAUAGAAUCCAUUGCUGUUGCUAUGAAUACCGAGUAUUGUGAAGUUAGUUUUUUUAAGCCUCAGACUUUGAUAAAACUAUUCUUCAAUUUUCAUUCUGUUUCUUUUUUACAG
This is a messenger RNA of Ciona intestinalis (vase tunicate), 3754 nucleotides long. Its product is annotated as structural maintenance of chromosomes protein 6. The record is from RefSeq and is a predicted model, not a curated record. Gene Ontology annotation, biological process: double-strand break repair via homologous recombination. Gene Ontology annotation, molecular function: single-stranded DNA binding; damaged DNA binding. Gene Ontology annotation, cellular component: site of double-strand break; nucleus; Smc5-Smc6 complex. Lineage: Eukaryota; Metazoa; Chordata; Ascidiacea; Phlebobranchia; Cionidae.